CUACUAUGUUAGUAGUAUUGUGGCUCCCACGCCAAAUGGAGUCGCCUGCUGUCACGGCGACGUGCUGAGACGACGACUCCUUUUUCUACUAUUUUUUUUAAUAAAGUUGUGUACAUUAAAUAGUCUUAAUAAUGGCUAAAUCGGUGCUGGGCUCGGACACCAUGCCGAAGGCUGGCCGUGUCAACGAAGUGUGUAGGGAGUGGUUGGUACAUGAGGAUGGAGCAUUGGCCUAUCGUCUACAAGAUGAAGAAAUUAAAGAACAUUACACACACAACAAAGUUCGCAAUGCCCAGGUGAGAGAAGAUCUUCCCAAAGCUAGAAUUGAACAAGAAUUAGAAAAAUUAAGAUAUCAAUCUAUUGUACAAGAACAAGAAGAACGAGAUGCCUUAAUCGCACGCCAAAUAGCCUUAUCAUUAGAAAGAGAAGAACGAAUGAGGGAGCGAGAAUUAAGAGAACAAAUGAGAAUGCAGCUUCGACUCGACGACGAAGCGGCAAGAUUAGAAGCCGAGCGAGAAAUCGAGAGGCGUAUCCAAGAAGAAAAGGAUCAGGAAUUAGCGCGUAAACUUCAAGAAGAAGAAAAAGUAAAUACUGAUUCUCACGAUGGACCAGUGAUGAACGAGCAAUUAUUAAUAGAUCACAAAAUAGCAAUGGAAGCUCAAGAUGCCGAGCUUGCAAGAAUGUUACAAGAAAAAGAACGAGCUAAAGCAAAAAGAGCUCGAGAAAGGGCGAAGCAAAAAAAGUUGGAGCGACAACAGCAACAACAAUUGGAAGAGGAGCAAUCGUCGGUCGCAAGUGGAAGUCUCGAGAGACCACCAAGACCAGAUAAACUUGAAAUAAGAUCGAGUGUAUCGCCAAAAAGUCGAUCAUCCAUGUCACAUCAUAGUCGACAGACAUCCGAUCCCGAAGAGAUCCGCAGUUAUCCCGAAUCGGGUGACGAAAUCGAAUCAAUUUCGUCCUCAACAUUGACUCAACGAAACGUGGCCGCUAUGAUCGAUCCAACAUACAACGGCGCAAUAACAUCUACAGCAUCGAGCGGGGGUUCCGGGGCUGUAAGUCCGACGUACAUGAGAGACACUACCUUAGAAUCUGUCGAUGAACCGAUUUCAGCAGCUUGUUAUAUGCCUGUACCAGGGACCCGCCGUACUAAUUAUUCCGGGCUUCCGAAUUAUUCACCUUCACAGACUCAAGAAGAAAGGCAUAAACGUCGCGUGAAGGACAGCUGUAGACAGCAGUGAAAUAGAUAUUAUCGAAUCAUACAGAAAUUGAUUUUUUUACUAAGAGUAUCUAAGAUAUAUCAAAUCGUCAUGACUUUACUAGAAUAAAGUAUUAUGUCCGGGUUGUCAUCUAUUGAGAUUUAUCGUUAAUAUAAUUCGUUAAACAUUUUUAUACAAUGUCCAAUUAAACUAAGCAGUGCUUUAAUUGAAUCAUGGAAAAUGUUAGAUGAUUAUCAAAAAAUUUUUGUAAGUGUAACAUAUCGAGUAUGUCAUAGGUUUUACUCAUUACUUCAAAUGUUCAAUAAAAAUCGUGAUAAAAUUUGAUCCAAAAAAAACUUAAACAUUAAAAAAAAUUAUGUGA
Trichogramma pretiosum is the source of this 1575-nucleotide messenger RNA. Its product is annotated as coiled-coil domain-containing protein 50. Bases 132 to 1235 code for a protein of 367 amino acids. The transcript has 7 exons. Lineage: Eukaryota; Metazoa; Arthropoda; Insecta; Hymenoptera; Trichogrammatidae. The record is from RefSeq and is a predicted model, not a curated record.